Messenger RNA from Fusarium vanettenii 77-13-4, 2301 nucleotides. RefSeq lists its product as uncharacterized. NCBI's taxonomy places the organism in Eukaryota, Fungi, Ascomycota, Sordariomycetes, Hypocreales, Nectriaceae. The record is from RefSeq and is a predicted model, not a curated record. Bases 1 to 2301 code for a protein of 766 amino acids. The transcript is spliced from 5 exons.
AUGUCUAUCUACCCCGACGACACCAGUGACGGCUCGCUCACCCAGGAGUUGACGCCUUGGUCAUCCAUCCUGUCAUCGUUGGGCUCACAAAGCUUCUCUAGUCAGGAGAGCAAGGCGGAAGAAGUAUCUCAGCCCGAGUCUUCAACUCCAACGCCGCUCUUAGAUGUCGCAGCCAUGAUGGAUACUGCGGUUCCGACGGGUAUCAACAUGCCCAGGCCAGACUUACGAGAGACGUCUGAGGAUACUGAAGAGUUCGCGGACCGUUUGGACCUCCCGCCGCCAGUUGUAUUCCCCAUUCCCGGGCUCGGAGCGUAUGGAAAUGCCGAUGCCUGUGACGCAAGACCUCCGGAAGAACGCAGAAUCAAGGCAUCAGAACUGAUAGAUAGUCUUCGAAAAGACCGGCACCUUCCGUAUCUCAUCAAGGAAGGACAAGAAGACGACUUCUGCAAGAUAUACGACAUGCAAACAAUGUUGAACGACCAAGGCCACGAAAUUGAUGCUUGCAUGUUUAUCGCCAGGUACUGGUUGGAGGAUUGCUGGAAUAAUCAUAUUGAACACCACGCCUCUGCAAAGGAUCUGGAAUCCAUAUUUCCACGCCGCCUCAUUGAUCUUGGGGAACCCUCUCAUCCAAAUGAAUUAUUCAAUGGACCAGCUUUGCCACGAGAGAUAAAGGUGGUAGAAGUUGGGCGCGAACAAAAGCCUCAGUACAUUGCUGUCAGCUACCGGUGGCCGAAGAAGCCUAACCAAGACCAGCAAUUAACUUCAGCCACGCGUGACCUUUUUUUCAGGGGCUACUCAACUGAAGCUCUUCCACAGCUCUACUGCGAUGCUUUCACAGUGGCUAGGAUGUUGGGUUUCAGGCAAUCUAACGUUUCCAAGUGCAUCAUGCAGGAUAAUGGAGGCGACUGGCAUGCGGAGGCUCCCAAGAUGGCAUCAGUUUAUGGUAACGCUAUCUUCACCGUCGCCUUCGGGGAUGGUCCUGAGUCGAAACACUCCGAGGAGGCCGAGAUUUGGCGCAGCUGUUCACUUCGCGAUGCCGCCGCCCAAGCAGCAGCCCAGCCCUUUGUCAAGGGGGGUAAAAUCCCGAUUUUCGACAAGAGAAGCCCAGAGUCGAUCUACUACUGGCUUGAAUCCAACGGUAACUUUCCAACCAGACCGACCAGUGAGCUCGAUGAACGCGGGUGGACAUUCCAAGAAAGACUUCUAUCAAAGCGAGUUCUGACCAUUACCACGGACGGCCUCUUCUGGGAUUGUUGUCGAUCAAGCGCAUCAGACGCACGCCCCCUAGGAUUUAGAGGCGACUUUUCGCCCAAAUUCCGAGAUUCAGACGAGAGAAAGAUCAAGACACAACUGCUGGGUAUGAGCCGGGACCCCAUUACAGUUGCUCGCCGCGACUUGUACCUCCUUUGGAGACGGAUUCUGCAAGACUAUACCCAAAGAAAAUUCUCAUAUUCUAAAGAUCGUAUUGUUGCUAUUGAGGGCGUGGUUCAGCGGAUAGGAGCUGUCUUGAACGAGCCAUGGUUUCUGGGAGUCUGGAAGGGCGACUCCUUACGAUCACUUAUCUGGUUCUGCGACACAGUGGUAUUGAGCGCCAAACCAGCCAGCAACGCAUUGGACGUCCUACCAGCCAGGAAGGACUACCAAGUAUCUGUGCCUUCGUGGUCCUGGGCUUCAGUCUCAUUUCCAAUCCAGUAUCGGCUCUGGCACCCCUUUGAGACGUCUGCCGACCACAACGUGGAGUUGACGUCACCCUGUGCAACUCUGCUGCAUAUAUCCGCCCAACCAAUCGACAUAAGAUCCUUUGCCAAUUAUGUUGGGGUCGUAACCCUCCAUGGAACUCUUGCAAGGGUACCAGCGCAUUUACUGACCGGACCAGGCUGCAAAGUGAUGCUGGAUCCGCGUCCGCCUCAGGACUUCCCUGGCUAUUCCAAAUACAAACAAGACGAACUCGAUGCCAAGGCCAACUCCAAACAUAAAAGAAAGAAAGAUCCCCCUGCUUGGCGCACUCUCCUGGCCUGGGAAAGGGAUGAGAUCCAUGUCCUGCCUGUGCUAAAGGGCGGCUACUCAAAGACUCUGCAAGCUCGGUAUUGCCUUAUCCUUGACCCUCGAUCAACCGCCGAGUACCACAUCGAACGCGAGAAUCAAUGCGGAAUUCUAACACCGAGGACUACAUAUGAGAAUCGAUGCACAAGUUUGAUGUUGAUGACUACGUGCCGACGGCUUGGACUCCUAAUUCUAGACUCAGCUUACAAGUCGUUCUGCAUGGAGGACCGAGAUUGUAUAGGCAACGUCGAUGCCUAG